UAAAGUCGUCUAACCUAGCUACUUCGAAGAUCCAACAACAGUCUUCAACAGUCCAACCUUAUCGCCGCCGGCCGGCGACAACCAUCGGAGAAAGAUAUCGCCUGAGAUUGAGAAAUGUACAGGGACGUAUCGUCGUGCAAUACUUAUAACUACGCCGAUUCCAUUUACUGGGAUGCUCGCUAUCGUAAAGAAUCGAGCUCAUUCGACUGGUACCAGCGCUACUCAGCUCUACGCCCCUUCCUCCGCAAGUUCCUUCCUUCCUUUUCCUCUCGAAUCCUCAUGGUCGGAUGUGGAAACGCCGUUAUGUCUGAGGAUAUGGUGAAGGAUGGUUAUGAAGACAUAAUGAAUGUUGACAUUUCCUCUGUUGCUAUUGAAAUGAUGAGAAAGAAGCAUGAGCUUGUACCUCAGUUAAAGUACAUGCAAUUGGAUGUUAGAGACAUGAGUUAUUUCGAAGAUGAAACGUUUGAUGGGGUCAUUGACAAAGGAACGCUUGAUUCAUUGAUGUGUGGUACCAAUUCUCCAAUCAGUGCUGCCCAAAUGCUGGGGGAAGUGAGCAGGCUUCUCAAACCGGGAGGAACUUAUAUGCUGAUAACUUAUGGUGAUCCUUCAGUUAGGAUGUCUCACUUGAUUAGACCGGCUUAUGAUUGGAAAAUUGAGCUGUACAUAAUAUCUAGGCCAGGUUUUCAAAGGGCGGCUAGUUCUACGUCUCCUUCUCCAAAAGCACAGUUGCAACCUGUCCCAAUGACGGAGAAAGGCCUCCUCCAUCCGUCAUAUGUUUUAGAAGAUCCAGAUUCCCAUUUUGUUUAUAUCUGUAGGAAGAUGGAUCACACAACCAACAUUCAUCACAUACCCUCAUAUGCUCUUGAUUCUGAUUUGUUAUGAUGAAGCCAUAGCUGGAGCAUGCGUUGUUUGUAAGAUUAUAUCUUAAUUUUUUUCAUUUUUGAAUUUGUUUAAGAGUAUUGAAGGUGUGCAAGAGAUAUUGAAACAGUUAUAGGAUUCAGAAAUAAACAGUACCUUAUUUGAAUGUUGUAUUAUCUCUGGACUUGUUGUUCUAUAUAUGUUUGGUAAGAAAAGAAAGACAGUUUGUGAGUUUUAAUGGUGAAGUUUGUU
Molecule: messenger RNA, 1110 nt
Organism: Impatiens glandulifera
Lineage: Eukaryota; Viridiplantae; Streptophyta; Magnoliopsida; Ericales; Balsaminaceae
Product: EEF1A lysine methyltransferase 4
Exons: 8
Coding region: 115-882 (255 amino acids)
Molecular function (GO): S-adenosylmethionine-dependent methyltransferase activity
Source: RefSeq, a predicted model, not a curated record